Protopolystoma xenopodis is the source of this 261-nucleotide messenger RNA. The record is from the annotation of a GenBank genome assembly. NCBI's taxonomy places the organism in Eukaryota, Metazoa, Platyhelminthes, Monogenea, Polystomatidea, Polystomatidae.
AUGCCUAUUUGCCUAGAAGCCGGCAAACUACUUUCCCUACAAUCGGCAACUGCAAUCCUUUUGGCUGAGUCACUUCGCCUGGCUAUGGGUAGUGACAUCCGUUCUCAUGAUCCAUCAUCGCAGUUUUGUGAUGUAUAUGCUAUGCGCGCGAUGACAGCUCUUCACGAACUGGGUAUCUAUACCUUGACGCUGGAAGAAUCUGAUUCCGUUAUUAUGCAGCGUAUUGAAAUUUCGACUAGCCGCUUAGGGCCGGCCAACUAG